Messenger RNA from Callorhinchus milii (elephant shark), 1765 nucleotides. RefSeq names its product transmembrane channel-like protein 3. Lineage: Eukaryota; Metazoa; Chordata; Chondrichthyes; Chimaeriformes; Callorhinchidae. Gene Ontology annotation, molecular function: mechanosensitive monoatomic ion channel activity. The annotation marks the transcript as partial. The record is from RefSeq and is a predicted model, not a curated record. Gene Ontology annotation, cellular component: plasma membrane. The transcript is spliced from 14 exons.
GGCUAUCUGCAAUACUCGGUGCUCUUCUACGGCUACUACGGCAACGACCGCAAGCUUGGCCGCUCCGGGUACCGCCUGCCCCUCGCCUACUUCCUUGUGGGCAUGGCGGUGUUCGCCUACAGCUUCGUGGCGCUGCUGCGCAAGAUGGCGAAGAACUCGAGGCAGAGCCUGAGCAGCGCCUCGGAUGAGAACUUCACGUUCUGCUGGAAGGUCUUCUGCGCCUGGGACUACCUGAUCGGCAACCAGGAGACAGCCGAGAGCAAAGUGGCGGCAAUCGCCACCACCAUCCGCGAAUCAAUCCUGGAAGAACAAGAAAAGAAGAAGAGUGAAAACAGGACCCUGCGGGUUUUCCUCCGCAUCCUCGCCAACAUCCUGGUGCUGCUGUGCCUCGCGGGCAGCAUCUACAUCAUCUACUUCGUGGUGGAUCGCUCGCAGAAGCUGGAGCAGAUGAAGGACGAGCUCACGCUCUGGGAGAAGAACGAGGUGAGCGUCGUCGUGUCCCUCAUCACCAUGCUGGCUCCCUCCGCCUUCGAGAUCAUCGCGGCGCUGGAGCAAUACCACCCGCGCACCACUCUCCGCUUCCAGCUCGCCAGGGUCUUGGUUCUGUACCUGGGCAAUCUCUACAGCCUCAUCAUUGCCCUCCUGGACAAGGUCAACAUCAUGAGUGCCAUGGGCCAUCUCCUGUUAGGUGAACGGCACAGAGAAGAACGCGCAGGACCGGACGGUGCGUCUCGGCGGGGACACUCCCAAGUCGUCAUCCCCUCCCACAACUCCACCACGAUCGCCCCGGCGCUGACGUCACCGUCACCAUCAUCACCACCUGUCACGACAGUCGAUCUGGGCCAACUCACGAAUUCCACCUUUGACCUCAUCACCGCCGCCACGACCGCCGCCACCACCACGGCAGCCGCCACGGUCGCCUCCGCCGCCACCGCCGCCGUAAACCUGACGUCCGUGCUGGUGUCGACCUUCUUUGCCAACCUCACGCGUCCUCGAAGGCCCCGUGGCGGGACGGAGGCGACGGCGCUGAACUUUACGGUGGCGGCGGCGAGGGUGGUGGCGGCGGUGGUGGAUUGGGCCAACCGGACGUCCUCCCUGGCGCUGAGCUCCACCGGGAAUAAGCCCGUCUCGAACACGACCACCGAGAUGUCGUACUCGUCCAAGUCGUCGGAAAACCAGUGCUGGGAGACCUACGUUGGGCAGGAGAUGCUCAAGCUGUCGAUCAUCGACAUGAUCUUCACGGUGGCCAGCGUGCUGCUCAUCGACUUCUUCCGGGGCCUCUUCGUUCGCUUCUGCAGCGACUGUUGGUGCUGGGACCUCGAGAGCAAGUUUCCCGAGUACGGAGAGUUUAAGAUCGCCGAAAACGUUCUCCACCUCGUCUACAACCAGGGCAUGAUCUGGAUGGGCGCUUUCUUCUCUCCCAUUCUGCCCGCGUUCAAUGUGCUCAAGCUCAUCGGCCUCAUGUACCUGCGCAGCUGGGCCGUGCUCACCUGCAACGUGCCUCACCAGCAGGUGUUCCGCGCCUCGCGCUCCAACAACUUCUACUUGGCCAUGCUGCUCUUCAUGCUCUUCCUCUGCAUGCUGCCCACCAUCUUCUCCAUCGUCAGAUACCGCCCGUCCAGUGGAUGCGGCCCCUUCAGCGGCCAGGAAAAGAUCUACGACAUUGUGUCGGACACGAUCAAAACGGAGUUCCCGUCGUGGUUCAACUCGGUGGUGAGCUACGUGACCACGCCCGUCGUGAUCCUGCCCGCUCUGCUGCUGCUCU